ACUCGGUUUUUUUUUGUUGGUUGCAGCGAUGUCUGGACGUGGAAAAGGUGGUAAGGGCUUGGGGAAAGGAGGUGCCAAGAGGCACCGUAAAGUGCUCCGUGAUAACAUCCAGGGUAUCACCAAGCCUGCCAUUCGCCGCCUCGCUCGUCGUGGAGGAGUCAAGCGCAUUUCUGGGCUCAUCUAUGAAGAAACUCGCGGAGUCCUUAAAGUCUUUCUUGAGAACGUUAUUCGUGAUGCUGUAACGUACACUGAGCACGCGAAGAGGAAGACGGUGACUGCAAUGGACGUGGUGUACGCUUUGAAACGCCAGGGCCGUACUCUUUAUGGGUUCGGUGGCUAAGAAAUAAUCAGGCUAUAAUCUAUCAAACAAAAAAUCAAAAGGUCCUUUUAAGGGCCAC
Molecule: messenger RNA, 398 nt
Organism: Rhineura floridana
Lineage: Eukaryota; Metazoa; Chordata; Lepidosauria; Squamata; Rhineuridae
Product: histone H4
Exons: 1
Coding region: 29-340 (103 amino acids)
Biological process (GO): nucleosome assembly
Cellular component (GO): nucleosome
Molecular function (GO): protein heterodimerization activity; structural constituent of chromatin; DNA binding
Source: RefSeq, a predicted model, not a curated record